AUGUUUCCUUUACCGGAUGUUAAGAAACAGGUUUCAUGGCGAACAUGGGGAUAUCGCUGGCGCUCGUCCGAUACAUUUAUUCUCAGUAGCAUGUCUAUGGCAUUGUUUACAGAUGAAAUGCUCUUCGCUUUCAUGGUCCCACUGCUCCCUUACAUCUUCGAGAACCGCCUAGGGCUAGACACAUCCCUCACCCAGCGAUUAACAUCCAUAUUUCUAGUUGAAGGCGCAUUGAUAUCUAUCGUCUCGAGUCCAUUCAUCGGGAAUAUAGCGGACAGAGCCAGCUCCAAGAAGACUCUACUACUGGUAUUGCUGGUACUGACUCUGAUUAGCGUAUUAUGUCUAUCAAUCACUACAUCCUUGGCCUGGCUUUUCAUCGGUCGCUUCUUUCAAUGUAUCGUCAGCAACGCAUUAUUUAUCGUCGGCAUGGCCACAAUGGCCGAGAAUAUUGGGUCAGAACACAUGGGCAAGAUUGCAGGCUUGACCUCGACCCUAACUUCAGCUGGGACAUGCUCUGGUCCUGUCAUUGCUGGGUUUCUUUUUGGAACUGGAGGGUACUGGACAGCAUGGGCUGGUGCGGCGCUGUUUCUCGUCGUGGAUAUAAUUAUGCGUCUGCUCAUGAUUGAAAAACAGCAGAAACGUCGUGACACUGCUUGUCGGGAUUUAAAUGGAUCACCGUGCGCUGAAGAGAAUAGGCACUCAUCUGAAACGGAACCGCUUCUUGGUGGAGAUAUGUCAUCGGCUACCGAGGAAAUUGGCGGUUGGCGCUUCUACGUCUGCCUUUUCCGUCAGCCUCGCUUUAUGGCGGGAAUUGUUUGCUAUUUUGUCUUUGCAUUGUUUAUUGCCAGCUUCGAGUCUACUAUCGCGAUGCGUGUCAGGUACGCUUUUGACUGGGGUGUCUUCCCGAUCGGGCUUUUGUUCGCUUCUAUCCAGGGCCCGGGCAUGAUCCUUGCUCCUCUUGUUGGGUCGUUGAAAGACCGUGUGGGAUCGAGGGUUCCCACUACCAUUGGAUUUAUCUCUCUUGCGCCUUUCCUGUGGGUUCUUGGAGUCGCCGGUGAUGAGCGCUUUCCAUGGGCUACUUUGGGGAAUAGAGGGAAGAUCAUCUAUGGCGUCUGCACGACUAUGAUUGGGUGUUUUAUGUGCUUUCUCAUGGGGGUUGGAACGAUGGAAGCAACCAGAACCGUUGAUGAGUUGGAGGACUUAUAUCCUGGCAUAUUUGGUCCCUAUGGAGGAUAUUCGCGUGCUGUUGCAGUCACAAAUAUGAGUUGGAUGUCUGGUCUACUGGUGGGACCCAUCUUAGCUGGAUUUAUGGUCGAGAGAUUCGGGUAUCUUGAGCUGCAGUGUGUACUCGCGGUCACUUCUUUGCUGGCUAGCGUCAACGCUGCCUUGAAUCUCAGUUCAGCCAGUCCUCAAAAGGAAGAGUGUGAUAGUGACUUUGGGACUGAUGAGCCUUAA
Messenger RNA from Penicillium vulpinum, 1452 nucleotides. RefSeq lists its product as uncharacterized. Gene Ontology annotation, molecular function: transmembrane transporter activity. The record is from RefSeq and is a predicted model, not a curated record. NCBI's taxonomy places the organism in Eukaryota, Fungi, Ascomycota, Eurotiomycetes, Eurotiales, Aspergillaceae. Bases 1 to 1452 code for a protein of 483 amino acids. Gene Ontology annotation, biological process: transmembrane transport. The transcript has 5 exons.